Eimeria tenella is the source of this 531-nucleotide messenger RNA. RefSeq lists its product as uncharacterized. Lineage: Eukaryota; Apicomplexa; Conoidasida; Eucoccidiorida; Eimeriidae. The record is from RefSeq and is a predicted model, not a curated record. The coding region runs from base 1 to 531 and encodes 176 amino acids. The transcript has a single exon.
AUGGGGCCCCCUGGCUCUGAGGGGCCCCCGGGGGCGCCCCCACUGGGGGGCCCCCCUGGAGCCUCCCCUGAGGGGCCCCCAACUGGCACAUCCCAAGUGAACCCCAUGGGGGUCCCAAGGGGGCCCCUUAGGGUACCCCCCAGAGACCUUCUUGAAGAGGCCCCUGCAGGGGCCCCCAGAGCGACUUCUGAAGGCCUCCCUGAGAGCCAUUCUAAGGGACCCCCUGAGGGGGCUCCUGGGGGGCCCCCCGAGAGGCCCCCUGAGGAACCCCCUGAGGGGGCCCCUGAGGGGCCCCCUCAGGGGGUUCGUGAGGGGCCCCCCGGGGACCCCCCUGAGGGGCCCCCAGAGAAGGGGGAGCAGCCCCUUUUGGCUCUGCCAUGGAGGGCUUUUGACUAUGAAUUUGAUGGGGACUUUUGCGUGGGGGGCAAAAAGGUUUUGUUGCCCCCGGGGGGCCCCCUGAGGGCCCCCGAAGACCAAAUAGACGGGGACACAGGUGUGUGGGCCCUAGCCCUACAGCUCUGUAAGCUCUAG